Rhipicephalus microplus (southern cattle tick) is the source of this 8699-nucleotide messenger RNA. RefSeq lists its product as uncharacterized. NCBI's taxonomy places the organism in Eukaryota, Metazoa, Arthropoda, Arachnida, Ixodida, Ixodidae. The record is from RefSeq and is a predicted model, not a curated record.
GACGAGACUACGGCAAGCAGCCACGGUAAAGUGGUGAUGAUGAUAGCGUUUAUGAAUGGAUGGAUGAGCCAACGCCUGCUAGAAUGAGCUCGGGUGGUGGCGCGGAGGCUGCGCCGUCUAGCGUUUCUGUUGAAAGACUCAGUUCGGUACUAUCUUGCACAGCGGCGUGAGGCCUCUAGUGCGGCGGCGUUUCCCCCGUACGUUCGCGUUUGUGGAGCUUCUCAAACUGCCCUGCACCGCAUUUCUACCUGGACGUUAUUUUUUACUGUAAGUAACCUAACAUUACUAGAAACAAGGCCUGCUUCGAGAGUAUCCACUGACAUUUCGUGGGAGCGCUCACGUGCGCAUGCACGCGGUAAGAGACGGCGACGCUAGAGUGUACUAGCGACGCUAAGGAGUGUACCUGGUGGCCAGCAAGUUUGACAGUUGGAUUUGCGUUUUGGUCUCAUCGCGCGCACGGUCUGACCGUUUCUCGACGGUGAGCAGCAGCGGCGACCGUUCUGCGAAGGCCCCGGCAAUGACUUGCAGGUAAAGAGCGGGAAACGAGUGUGACACAAUGGAGCGUCCGGCGAUCGUGGAAAACGGGGCUGGCGCCGAUAAUGCCACUUAUAAGGCUACCAUAACGCACGUGGCACCAGAGAACCGAUGGCUCAAACUGUUCGUGCAGAGUAACUACGACGUGAUCAGGCAUAUCGAAGAUUACCUCGAGGGCCUCGAACCGACGCUGUCUACUAAGCCUGGCUUUAUGCAUCAGAGCCAGAUAGCAUUGGGAACGCCGUGUUUCGCGCGCUGCUCGAACAAGUGGUACCGCGCCGUGGUGUCGUCCUGGCCGUGUCAUAAUGAGACUUUAGUUGAGGUCACGUUCAUUGACUAUGGAAACUGCGAGGAGGUAAGCGUGGGUGACGUGCGCCAAAGCCCAGACCCGAUCUUUAGGACGCCGCACGCAGUUAGCGAGUGCUUCCUAGACGAACUCGACUUGAGCUUUAUCACUCCGCAGGGUGCAGAGGAGCUAGUCCUAUUGGCAAAGAACACACUUUCGUCUGCAGAAGUUACCGUCGCUGUCCGUAGGCUCGGGCAGGUUCAGGUGAACUGCGUCAGGCCCAUUGUUUCGGUGACCUUGCCGGACGGGAGAAGCCUGGCUGACAUGCUAGUCCGUUCGUCGGCGUUUGCCAACGCCAUGGCCCAGACUGCUGUGAGGUCUGCCUUCCUCCUUCCUGCCAUAAAAUUGGGCGUUCCUUACCAGGUUUACGUUUCGCACGUUGAAGCAAUCGACAACCUUUAUGUGCAUCUCGCGACCAGGGAACCAUCGGAGUUCACGGAAAUGAUUCAGGACGCGUACGCCAACGUGGCCCCACUUGAUCCUUCGCUGGUACAUAAAGAUACUGUUUGUCUGGCGCGUUUCACGGAGGAUUCCCAGCUCUACCGCUCCCUUGUUGUCGACUGCUGUCAGGGUGCUUGUAAAGUGGCCUUUGUCGAUUAUGGCAACCACGAACUGAAGCCGGCAUCAGAGUUGUUUGUCAUCCCUCCCGAACUGCUGGAAGAACCCGCCUUUGCAAUCCAUUGCGAUGCGACGAGCACGGGGCUAGACAAAGACACAUUCCUUGAAGUGACUGCGGACCAAAAGCUGACGUGCGUGUUUUUGCAGGGAGUGAGGCACGGCGUAUAUGUUGUCAUGUUCGAUGGCCUGAAUGGCAGCAAAGUGACAGCUCCAACAGCGAAUUGUGUCUCGUAUAAUGGACUGCCAGGAUAUGUACCGCCAACGAGUACUUCCUACAUCCAGAUACAGCAACUGAGGCUUGAUCCAGGCUGUCGCCAUGUCAUGUAUGUCACAUAUAUUGAGUCCACUGAAAUUUUCUAUGCACAGCUAAAGGAAAUGGCAGACGACAUUGAGCAGAUAUCAACACAGCUGGAAGCUGAGUCCUCUUCACUUGCUUUGCUUUCACCGGCAGAUAUCGUGCCUGGCUUGGCUGUAGCUUGCAGGUAUGAAGGAACGUGGUACAGGGCUGUAGUGGUCCAGCCUGGCCCACAAGUCCAGGUCUGGAUCGCUGAUUACGGAGACACCACAGUGCUCGAUAUCUCUGAGCUCCGACAGCUAGACCUGAAGUACACACUGCAGCCUGCGUAUGCGACAAAGCUCACCUUGGACGGCUUCACGUGUACGCCACAGUUUUCCGAAGAUUUGACAUCGUUGCUGCAGAGUCUCCUCCUCGACGUGGAGGCAAAUGUCUCGAUUGUCGACGUCCGUCCCGACGGUACACACACUGUCCAUAUAUUCGUUGGGGACCCUCCGAAAUCUGUUGUCAAGGCCCUGAGCGCGAAGCUUGAAAGUAGUAGGCAGGGAGUCACGGCAAAGGUGCAGAUGCCCACUGUUUGUCCUGUGGAGAAACUCGUUGUCACGAGCGUCACUCCCCCUCAGAAGUUCUUUGGCCAGUUUGUAAAGGUCUCUGACGAAGAGCUGGACGCCUUGCAGAAGGCGCUGGGAGACCAUUAUUCCAAGUCAUUUCCAGACCCAGCCUUCAUGCCGAUGCCUGGAGACCACGUAUGCUGUCGAUUCUCCGAGGACGGGCAGUUCUACAGGGCGAAGAUUGAGAGAGUUUUUGGCAACGGCUCACAGUACGAUGUUUUCUAUUUGGACUAUGGCAAUGAGGAGACCGUGUUGCUGCAGGACUUGCGCGCCCUAAAGCCAGAGUUUGCGGUCGCUCCCUUGUUUGGUAUACCUUGCCAGCUGCAGUCUGCGGAAGUCUCAGAAGACAUGGUUGACACAGAAGUGGAGGUGCGCUUCCUGGCCUGCCAUGGCGACGUCCACACCGUGGCGUUUACCACCCAUAGGCAGAAUCUGCCGCAAAGAGAUCUGCCUGCAGUUGUGGCGCCUGCUCAAGCGUCAGCUCCGGCCAACAUGAACACAUUCGGGGGAGGAGAGGCACUUGCCCUGGGUCUGAUGCAGUUGCAGCUCAACCCUGGCUGCCAGGAGCAGGGCACAGUGGUCGUGGUCAAGUCACCAUCAGAGUUCUACUGCCAGCUGAGCAAGAACGAUGACCAGCUCAACGGCGUGGCCGAGAUGUUAGGCAGCGUUACUGACAUGCAGCCGAGCCUUCCACCAGCCAUGCGCAAGGUGGGAAGUGCCUGCUGCGCCCUUUAUUCUGAAGACGGCGGCUGGUAUCGAGGCAUCAUUCGAGAGCUGCAUCCGGGUGGUGCUGCCGUGUUUUUUGUCGACUAUGGCAACGUUGAAAGCGUGGCAAACGAGGGCCUCAAGCUACUGCCGGACGCCCUGAUGUCCGUCCCGUGCCAGGCAGUGGGAUGCAAGCUCAAUGCAGCUGUGGUUGUGGAUGCCACUGCAGCGACAGCCAGGCUGGACGAAAUUCUAGCUGACCAGGAGGUGACCAUCUGGGUGCACAGGUGCGACUACAACAAGGUUCAUGACGUGGACGUCAUCCUUCGCAACGGUGUGAAUGUCCGUGAUCUUCUGGCCCAGGAAGGGCUCCUGCAGCUACCGGGUAGCUCCGCUUUCCCUCCGCAGCCACCAUCAGUGCCAGCAGCCCCUCCACCAUCAAUGCAGGUGACUCCUCUACAGAUGUCAUCACCGCAGCUGUACCAUAUGGGUGGCUUCAGCUACCCGGCUCUGACUGAGGGUGUCUCGGUGCCCGUGGAAGUCUGCUGGGUCUUGACACCUGGCGAUGUCUUCGUUCAGCUCAAGGAGACACAGGUUGUCCUGGAGCAACUCAUGAGUGAAAUGCAGGCGUACUACGCCACUUUCGGCGACACAGUCAGCAACGACAUUCGCCCAGGCCAGGCCUGCGUGGCCCUGUACUCCGAAGACCAGCAGUGGUACCGCGCCCGAGUGGUGCAUGCCAAGGCCGGUAUGCUGGGCGUUCAGUACGUCGACUACGGAAACUGUGAAGAAAUUCCUGAGGGCUCGGUGCGUCAGAUCCUCGCAAAAUAUGCCGAACUGCCGGCACAGGCCAUUCGAUGUCGGGUCCGUUCAGUGGCUCCCCCUAGCGGUCUCUCUGCAUGGCCGAUUCUGAAAGACCAGACGCCGCUGCAGCACAUCUUUGACGGCGUGUUCCUCUGCCGGCCGGCUGCACAGAAGGACGGUGUUCACCUUGUUGACCUCGAACGCCAGGGCGGUGGGCCGUCUCUCGUUGAAUCUCUCGUUGCAGCCGGGCUCGCUGCAGAUGCCACUGCUAUGCCCCGCGAGCUGGGAUCUGCAUCCGAGGCCAGUCAGAAGCAGCCACUGAGAGCCGUGGUUUCACCUGCUGAGUUUGUUUUUCAUCCGAAGCAGUUUGUUGACGUCAAGGUUACUGCUGUGGUGUCGUUGUCGGAGGUGUGGUGCUGUUUUGUGGAGAGUGUGGAACCCAUGGCCAAGGCCCUCCAGGAGGCUGGCGAUGUGGCACCCAAGUUCCGUAAUCCGGUGCCCGGUGAAGCCUGCGUGGCACGGCUGCCAUCGAAAGAUGAAGGAGCUGAAGGUGAUGCCGUGCUCACGCCCUGGGCGCGGGCCGUGGUGAAGUCUCGCCCUUCCCCGGCCAAGCUGGAGCUGUUCUUUGUCGACGUGGGUGGUACCAGGGUGGUGCACCACUCUGAGGUAAAGCAGAUACUACCAGAGUUGACCACUCAGCCCGGCUGUGCCUUCCAGUGUGUGCUGAAUUGCAGUUUCCCUGUUGACGCCACCGAACUGUCAGCUAAAAUACUGUACAAGGAGCUUGUGUUGCAGGUUGAGCAGCAGCUGGAGCCUGCAAAGGUGGUUGGGUCACUGUUUGACACCUCAGGAGACAGUGAAGUGAAUGUCUUGGACAGCUUUGCGCCGCCACCACAAGAGGAAGCAUCACCACCUCCACUAGUGUACACUCCAGCACCAGAGACUGCUUCAGCUCUGCAAGGCUGCUCGGCUCCAGAAGAAACUCCUAUUUCAGAAAACGUCGCUGCUCCGGAGGAAGCUUCCAUUCCAGAAGCCAUUCCAGAAGACAUCUCGGCUUCAGAGGAAGCUCCCAUUCCAGACGUGUCGGCUCCAGAAGAGCAGGUGCAGGAAAGCCAGCCUCCGGUUGAAGCCGGGGUAGUUGUGGCUGACACAGCACCUCCCUCUGUCGAACCCGUGGCUCCCGAGCCCAAAGUGACCAGUUCGGCUGCGAAGAGAGGUCCACCGCCAACUAGGACGUCACCUCCGGCCAACACAUCUCGGCCACCUUCGCGUCGGGGUGAGCCUGACUACGACGCUGGCGAUGACGUGUUUGGUAGCGCUAACGAUGAUACAGAGUCUACCAGCAAAGGCAGUGUCCAUAGCCAGCAGAGCAGCAGCGAGGAAGAUGCUCAUGAUGGUUUUAAAAGUACCACUGACAAUGCUGAUAUAAGCAAAAAUACAGGUCACAAGGAAGUUGGUGGUCAACAAGUUAGCGGUGGUGAUAAAGCUGGGGAUAAUUGCAGCGAACUGCAUAUUAGUGGUAGUGAUGCCGCAGGUAGUGAGAAUAGGUCUAACGAGGAGCGAAAAAUUCGGUCUAACUGCUUUUCUCUCUCUCUCUCUCUCCUCUCACCGCGGGGUGAAACCCCUCACGCAGGCUCAAGCAAUCGCACGAUUGUGCCAUGCUAUCCUCCGCUCUCAAAAAUAUCUGGCAAGAUGGCAGCUUACGUGAUGCAUGCUGAAGACAUUUCCUGUUUCUACGUGAUGCGCAAGGAACAAGAGGAGGCACUGGAAGAACUUUCCAUGCGCCUCGACGCUCACUACACCAAAAAUCCCGAGCCGGUCGUGGCGCCGCUGCCCAGACUUCCCUGCGUGAUCUUCUACCCCCAGGACGAAGCCUGGUAUCGUGCUAGGGUUGCAGGUGACAGCUCGUGCGUGCAGUUGGUCGACUAUGGCAACACUGAUAUUGUCCCUGAAGUCAGAGAGAUUGCUGCAGAAUUUCUCGAAGUGCCACCGUUUUGCUACAAAUGCAAGUUGGAUGGGGCAAUAGAUUUUGCCGGCAUUCCUGGCGUGUUCGGUGCAUUCAAGGAGAUGGUUGAGGGUUCAGAGCUAGAACUGGAGGUGAUGGCCUGGGGCCCAGAAGUCACUGUGAGGCUCGCUAAGGAGGGCCAGGAUAUUACCACGAUACUCAAGAGUAGGUUUCUUUCUUCUGAACCUGUGGCGUUGAAAACAGAUGCUCAACAGAAGCCUGUCGUUUUUUCGGAGGCCACACCCUCCAGCGAGCCUCCAGCUGCUGUGAAGGAGCGUAAAGCUUGCACAGUGAGCCACGUUGACAGCUUGAACUCUUUCUAUGUGCAGUACUCAACCCAGCUGGACAGUCUCCCAGACUUUGUGGACAAGCUGCAAGUAGUACUGGCUUCCACUCCCCAAACCAUAGUAGAGACACCAGACAGUAGCACCCUCUAUGCUGCUCUUUACUCUGCAGACAACCUCUGGUACAGGGCUAGAGUGGAAGGCCCCGCGGAAGAGGGUGGCUUCAGGGUUCGCUUCGUGGAUUACGGUAAUGUAGAGACAGUGAAUUCGGUGGUGUCACUGUGCUCUGAAGAGUUGCUGGUCGAGCCCUUCUGCGUUGAAUGCCAGCUUGCUGAUGUAAAAGGUGCCGAUGACUCGAAUGUCCUGGAGAAGUUCAUAGACCUGGUCCUUGGCUCCAUCUUUUCGUUGAAACAGAAGUCUGGAACGCCAAUGUCAGUUCAGCUGUUCACCCGGGACGGCAUCAACCUGAUGUCUAAGCUUCCGCUUCAGAGAAGGUACAGGAGUCCCGAAGUUCCACUUCACCAGAAAGCUCUGGUCAGCAUCAUGCAUAUAGAGUCUCCAACCGACUUUUUUGUUCACUUCAAUGAUCGUCAAGGCGCCUUGGAGACCCUGACGCAAGAACUGCAGGAAGUUCCAGAGAAUGAGAACACUUCGGUCGAUCUGUCACAGCCAUGCAUGGCCUACUGGUCUGACGAUCUUCCCUACAGGAUCACUGUACUUAAGGACAAGGGUGAAGCCGAGGGCGCAUCAAGCGUUCCAGUCAAGUUUGUUGACUACGGAAACACGGACACUGUGGAGCGAGCGGGAAUUCGCGAGCUCCCCGACGCGCUGCUGUCCGAGCCCCUCUUUGCCAUCAAUUGCACUCUUGAUGUCCCCGAGGAUAAGUUGGGCGUAGAAGCACUGGAUAAGCUGAAGGUUCUAGCUGACGAAGGGCCAACCUCAUCUCUCUUGGCUGAAUUUCUGGGUGAGAGGAAUGGCCGCUACGUGGUUCGUCUUCUGGAUAUGGGCAUAGACAUCUUAGAGAAGUUGCAAGGUGCCGUGCAUGAUGCCUCCAGAGGUGGCAGCAGCGACGUCACUGCCAACAGUCACAACGAAUCUGUUUUCAAAGAAGGAACUUCUGAAGGACCUGAGAGUGUUCCCAAGGCCCCCAUUGUCGAAGGAGAAAACAAACAGAAUGAUCAGGUCUCCACAGAUCCUUUCUCUGACAGCGUUUCUGUGUCGGAACCUCCCCAGUUUUCAGAGAUAGAAGCUUGCCAAGGCAUGUCAGAUAAGGAGACAGGGGGGUUUUUGUUGAAGCAGAGUCUCAAGAACAAGAAGGGCCGUCAGAGAGCACCAAAUGAAACUCCCGAGAACUUGCAGAGCAGCGAAGAACUGCCCAAAGAAGACACACUCUCAGAACCAGAGUGCAAUGACUCAAGUUUGCGAGUAGACAAUGAUGAAAAUGUAGCUGGAGAACCUGAACCUCUAUGCAGUGCAGUGGGUGGCUCUACUGAACUGUAUGAGGCGGCUGUGCUUCCAGAAGGAGUCGGUGUUGGUGGUGCCGCUCUUUUGGCAGUUCUCAAUGCUGACAUGCUUUCAAAAGUACCUCAAUUUGGUGAAAAAGAUCUCUCAGCUCUUUCCGAGGCCAGCCCCCGAUACAAGGAAAAGGGUGAUGCCGAAGCUUUUGAAGAUGCAUUGUCUAAAAGCAAGCGCGAGGCAGAAAUCUUCAAAGAUGCGCUUUCUGAGGAGAUCGCCACCGAUGAAACCAAAGGAACAUCACAUACAGCUGCGACAGAACUGAUCGCAGACUUGCAUAAAGGCACACCGGUGAAAUUGGAGAAUGCAAUCUCCAGCUUGAGCACUGCCAGUGUGUCAGACAAGCAGUCCACCUUGGCAGGAUCUGGUGAUACGCAUAUUGCCGAGACAGUCAGCAGCGAGGCACAUCUGGAGAAGCCAUUAAAAAAUAUGGAUACUCCAGCUUCGAAAGUUGGCCUGGCUCUGAAAGAGAGCGUUACACUUCCCUCAUCACGACUAGCGAGCAAGGAUGACCGCUCUGCGAUGGGUGCAGCCACCGUUCCUAAAGCCACUGCUUUGAACAUCGGUGCAGGGGGCGACGGAAGACAAACCAUCGUUCCAAAUGGUACCUCCUCGGCAGACUCCACUCCCUUCACCCGACGUCGUUUCAGAAGGCGGCUGAGCCUGGAUGACUGCCCAAUCCCUGGUGCCUGCACCAACGCAGAACUGCUGGAAAUCCAAAGCAGCGAUAAUGUGAACUGAGGACUAAGACAGCUAUGGUCUGCUAGUGCAAGAGUGUGGUAGGUUGCAAAAGUGCCUGGCCAGUAUGCUUAACUUCAUAGCUUUGCCUUUUCGCCCCCCAUCAUCUUCUGUUUAAUUCAUUCUCAUCAUUUUAUUUUUUAUUCUGGCAUAAGAAAGACUUUCAGCAUACGUUAUGCAAUCCUCGUUUGAAGUUUCAGCACGUUUAUGUAAGAAUCCUGGAAGUUUGUACGCUGACAAAUAA